Messenger RNA from Drosophila ficusphila, 3262 nucleotides. RefSeq names its product E3 ubiquitin-protein ligase znrf2. Lineage: Eukaryota; Metazoa; Arthropoda; Insecta; Diptera; Drosophilidae. The transcript is spliced from 8 exons. The record is from RefSeq and is a predicted model, not a curated record. The coding region runs from base 745 to 1608 and encodes 287 amino acids.
UAAACUAAAAUUCAACGAAUAUACUGCCAACGCAGACUGGCAUGCAUGGGUUCGAGUCCUCGCUAGAAUUACAUGCAGGUGCAAUCCGUUCUUAUUAGAAUGUCUACCGACAAUCGAUUGCCAGCUAGACCAGUAUCGGCCGCAAGACUAUCGCAAUUUGCACGCCUCUGUUGAUAUCGAGAAACAUUAAUAUUGGGCAGCAGCGUCGUCGUCGUUGUCGCGUCACACCUAUAUUUUAUUAUUCGGCGAGUGAGUGCGAGACAGAGAGAGGCGGAGAGGGAGAGAGAGUAGUAGCGCGUAGCCAGCAAAAUAUAUCGGCAGCGGAAUUCCAAUCAGCAGCGCAGCGGACAUAACGGGCAGCAACAAUAACAAUUGCAGUAUCAACUACGCACCGUUUAACGCCCAACCGAACGCCCGCCCGCCCCGGUCCUUGCCACCCCUCCACGCCCCCCGAAACACCCGCACUUUUGGCACAACACACAAACACACACACACACCAAAAUACACACUCACCCACACACACAUACACUUAUCAUCCGAGCGACAAGAAAAAAAGAACCGACCGCAUUUAUCAUUUGCACAUCGCACAUCACAUCGCAUUGUUUGCUAUUGUUGUCUGCUCGGUUUUGCACGCGAAGGAGCAGACAAAGAGGACGCGCCGCGGAGGAGGAGGCGGAGUAGGAGGUGGAGUAGGAUCCUGAGACAAAGGAUCCGCAAAGCGGCGGCCGUAUAAUCGCAUUAUCUAUGGGUCAAAAGGCGAGCACUCCGGCGACCAGCGGCCAACAGAGUCCGCGUUCCAGGACCUUCUCGAGCAGUUCUACAGGUGCCGCUGACCAGCAGCCGCCGAAUCCCGGGCAGAACCGCGGCGGCCCGAACGAUGCCGGCCAGGGCUUCAACCUGCUGCGCACUCUGCCCGGGCUGCAGGUGUACCACAACCACCAGAACUCCACGUCCAUCGAUCGCCAGCGGGCGCGGAGUCUGAGCUCCGUGCCGGACAUCCAGCAGCAGGCGGCGCAGCAGCAGCAGGGAUCGAUCACCUCCUCGGGCAGCAGUCCGCACUCGCAUCCGCACGCGGCCCACGGCCAUCCGGCGGUCGGGGUUUCCGUCUCGGCGAACGCGAAUGCGAACAGCAACAGCAGCUUCCCGGCAGCCGGGAACAACAACGGAUCCGCCACCCAGUCGUACAUGCAGCAGAGGCGCACCCUCGGGGACUCCAUUCGGGACAUGUCAAUGACCGGCAGCAAUAUCGCCGAGAGCAUCGCCCUCGCCGCUUCCGCCACAUCCGCCAACGGGAUCGGGCGGGUGUACACGGCCACCUCGCUUCCAUCGCACAUCUGGUCCUUCAAUGGUAUCAAGUGCCCCGUGUGCAAUAAGUUUGUGUUGCCGGACGACAUUGAAUGCCAUUUAGUCAUGUGCCUAACGAAACCGCGACUCUCAUAUAACGAGGACGUUUUGUCGGACGCCAAGGGCGAGUGCGUCAUCUGCCUUGAAGACCUGAGUCCGGGGGACACCAUUGCCAGGCUGCCCUGUCUCUGCAUAUAUCACAAAGGAUGCAUCGACCGUUGGUUUGAGGUGAACCGCUCCUGCCCCGAGCAUCCUGGAGAUUAGUAAUCCUCGCUAGAGCUCGCCGAGUUGUUUGUGUGGUGCGUUACGCAAGCGAGGAGAGGUAAUGGAGCAGGAAAGAAACUGGAAACGGCCAGCUGGACGCGGUGAGAAGGAGGGGUUAAUCUCUGGGUUGGGACGCAGAUCUCAGGCCCAGUUACUAAACACUUUGGACCUAUUCGACACCGCGACGCGAUGGAGCUGAAAGUCAAGAGCGUGGGGGAUAUGGGAUAAAGUAUGGGAGUAUGGGAGAGGCUAUGCCACAAAUGCUGAUCUAAAUAGUGGGAUCGAGCCAUCGAUCACUUGACCUACCGACCGACCGAUCGACUGCUGAUGGAACCCAAACACACACAAAUCAAUUGAAACAAAUUAAUUUACAAUGCUAAACUGGCAAAAAAAAAAAGUAAUAAUAAUAAAAACAUAAGUAACGAAAUCAACCAACCCACAAAAACUACAACAACCAGAAGAUAAUGAUGACGGGAGGAGUGUAAAGCGAAGCAACCAACCAACCAACAAAAGAAUGUCAACCAAUGUGAUGUUAAAUUUUAUAUUUUGUACUAUGGAUAAUGAUGUAAUUGUAACUGUAAUGUAUAUGUAUGUAUUUAUUAUUUUAAACAGGACUAAAAUAGGAUAAACACAAAACGCAAGCGUAAGGAGAACACACAAAAAAUAACAAUAACAAAUACUAUUAAUAAUUAUGCUAAAUUAGAAAACAAACGAAAACAAAAAGCAAAGCAACCAAAAACAUGCAAAAAAAAAAAAAGGAAAAAAUCUAACGUCAAAUAAGAUUGAAAAGUAACGAAGAUAGAAAAAAAGAUUCCCCUCUCGGUGUAUUUUAAGAUUUGUUUUACGAUCGCAAUCAGUUCUCUUUGUGUUUAUCCAUUAGUUAUCGCUAGUUAUAUUUAAAUUAUUUUAAUUUUUAUAUCCAUGUUUGUUAUCAACAUUUUGUUUGUGUUUCUGUUUAACAAACAAAAAAAAAAAUUAAUUGACAAAAAUCGAAUGAGAAAUAUUUUAAAUAUUGGCCCCUAUUUGUAAUUAUUUGUCAAUGUGAAGUUCUGGUCAAACGAAAGCUGAGGACAAAUCCGAAUGUAUUUUUUUUUUUUUUUUUUGUCGAAAGCUUUGAACUGGCCAUAAAUCCGAUAUCCGCAGACAUUGUUAAUAAAUUGUAGACGAUGCAGAGGCAGCUCAGAGUAAAAAAAAAACUUUAAGAUAAAACUUGAAGCGGCUGCAUCGCUCACAAUUCAGCAUUCGUCUCGGGCGCCGUUUGCCUUGAAGCUGUGCGUUUAUUAUCAUUACUGAUUAUUACUACAUAUUUGUAAAUUACUACCCCAUUAAGUUUACUAUCCUUGCUCAUCGAUAAACGGAUCGCAGCCAGGAUUGCGUCGAUGCGAUGAUCCGCCAAAGUUUCCUUAGCAACCGAAGCAACAGCAGCGACGGCGGCAGCACGUAAGAACUAUUUUGUAAAUGAUAUACUUUAAUGUACUGUACAGAUAUACACCCCAUACACAUAUGGCAUAUAUAGAACGUUGUAUAUGUAUAUUAUAUAUAUAAAUUGUAACUGUAUAACUAUAGCGUUGCAUUGAGCGAUUGGGUAUACAACUGAUUUCAAUACAAAAGUAAACGACAGAAUAAAAGCGAUAAACGUAACAUUAAAUGCAAA